This is a messenger RNA of Apaloderma vittatum (bar-tailed trogon), 1089 nucleotides long. RefSeq names its product notchless homolog 1 (Drosophila) (gene NLE1). Gene Ontology annotation, cellular component: nucleolus. The annotation marks the transcript as partial. Gene Ontology annotation, biological process: Notch signaling pathway; ribosomal large subunit assembly. The transcript has 9 exons. Gene Ontology annotation, molecular function: protein binding. NCBI's taxonomy places the organism in Eukaryota, Metazoa, Chordata, Aves, Trogoniformes, Trogonidae. The record is from RefSeq and is a predicted model, not a curated record.
AGGUACCUGGCGAGCGGCUCUGGAGACACCACUGUCCGCUUCUGGGACCUCAGCACGGAGACACCACAGUUCACAGCCAAAGUGCAGAAAAGAGUCCAGGCUUUGGACGUGGUCCUUGGCAGACAGGUCCAUCACGAGGGAGGUGUCUGGAGCGAGAAGGGGUAUCGCCUGGCCAAGAUAUUUCUGUGGGACCCAGCGACUGGCAAUCAGAUCGGCCGGGUGCUCACCGGCCACUCCAAAUGGAUCACGUGUCUGUGCUGGGAACCGCUCCACAUAAACCCGGAGUGCCGCUACCUGGCAAGUGCCUCCAAGGAUGGCAGCAUCCGUAUCUGGGACACGCUGAUGGGCAGGUGUGACAAAAUCCUCACGAGCCACACGCAGUCGGUGACAUGUGUGAAGUGGGGGGGUGAUGGUUUGCUCUACUCCUCCUCCCAGGACAGGACCAUCAAAGUCUGGAGGAGCCAGGAUGGGGUCCUCUGCCGCACCUUGCAGGGCCACGCUCACUGGGUGAACACGAUGGCCCUUAGCACCGACUACGUUCUCCGCACCGGUGCCUUCGAACCUGCUGAAGCCACCAUUAACCCACAAGAUGUAAGCGGCUCCUUGGCAGAACUGAAGGACAAGGCACAGCAGAGGUAUAACCAAGUCAGGGGCCAGGAACCAGAAAGGCUCGUCUCGGGGUCAGAUGAUUUCACGCUGUUUCUUUGGAGACCAGCAGAAGACAAGAAGCCACUGGAGAGAAUGACGGGCCACCAGGCAUUGAUUAACCAAGUUCUCUUCUCGCCAGACACCCGGAUAAUAGCUAGUGCUUCCUUUGACAAGUCCAUAAAGCUCUGGGACGGUAGGACAGGAAAGUACUUGACAUCGCUGAGAGGGCAUGUCUCGGCGGUGUAUCAGAUCGCCUGGUCAGCUGACAGCCGCUUGCUGGUGAGCGGGAGCAGUGACAGCACGCUGAAGGUCUGGGACGCCAAGACGAAGAAACUGGCCAUCGAUCUUCCUGGCCAUGCAGAUGAGGUGUACGCAACGGAUUGGAGCCCGGACGGACAGAGGGUAGCAAGCGGAGGGAAGGAUAAAUGUUUGCGGAUGUAA